Molecule: messenger RNA, 1800 nt
Organism: Caenorhabditis remanei
Lineage: Eukaryota; Metazoa; Nematoda; Chromadorea; Rhabditida; Rhabditidae
Exons: 13
Coding region: 1-1800 (599 amino acids)
Source: RefSeq, a predicted model, not a curated record
AUGAUUCAAGCGUUACUCCUACUUGCUUCAGUUCUUGGAGCAUCUGUAUAUUAUUGGCAGCAUAAUAAAGAAUGGUCAUACGUUCAAACAUUAGAUGGAGUGGAUCGAGGAGAAAUUAUUCAACCAAAUUAUAAUGUCCAUCCGAUCCUCUACAAUGAAUGCGUUUGGCCAAUUCUAGAUCCGUAUGAGCCGGAUAUUCUUAAGUAUAUUAAGAAGAGAAAGCGCCGUCUUGCAUGCCGCCCAUCUCCAGAAGUAGAAGUGGAAUGGAUCGAUGCAAAGAUUCAAAUCACAUUCAAAUCCGAAAUGGCUAUGAGUUGCGUCGCGUCGGAUCUAAGCGGCUUCUCCGCUAACGAUGAUGUCUUUGUCUCGCCAGCGAUAAAACUAGAAGCAGAUUCGCCGUUGGAAAUACCGUACACAAAUUUCGCAGUGGAAUGUGAGCAGAAUGGGAAGAGAGUUUACAGGAAAUCUUUCUAUAACUAUAAGAAAGAUCAAGCAGAGAAGAAUAUCCAGGCGAUGGAGUCUACUCCAACAAGUCCAUCGCUUGCAGUCCUCUAUUUGAGAUCAAUGUCUCAUUCUCAACUCAGAAGAGAAUUCCCAAAAAUUGUGAAAUCUACGAAUAGAUUUGGAUUCUAUUCCUUCCCAAUGUUCAACAAAAUCUCUGAUAAUAUUACGGACUUGGUGAAUAGAACAUUCUGGCAUGACGAGGUGAAGCUGACCGUUGGACAGUACAUGAAAAAUGAAAGAUACUGUAAAAUAUUCAGUAACACGAAUCUAUCAGGAAUCCCGUCUGACUAUGAUCUUUCUAAUUUCGGACAAAGUUUGAAAUCUGAUUCUUGCUCUGAUGACGACAGUGUUGCUGAGAGACUCAUCGAACAAUGGGCCCAGUUCUCGAUUCAAAACACAGAUCACUGCUAUCUAUCUCACAUUUUCGUAAACAACACAAUCUGGUCGAAGUCGCUGGACGACACACUGAGUGCGGUUAUCGAGCAAUUCCAGUUGAAUGAAGUCUUCAAAAAGACGCUUGUUGUUGUGGUUUCAGCUGAGGGAAUUCCUGUCGGAACAUUUGGAAACAGUUACACUGGAAAAGUGGAAGAAAGAAACCCUAUUCUAUUGGCACAUAUCCCGGAUAAACUGAAGAAAAUGUAUAAUGACCACAUGUUCCAUUUGGAAAGCAAUCAGAAUAGAUUGAUCACUCAUUUGGAAGUUUUUGAUCUACUAACCAGCUUCUCGAGACUCUCCAAAGAUCAGGCAAUCGUUCCAGUACGUGAUGACUUCAUGGAAUGGAAGAGAGAUCAUGUCCGCGGAAUUUCCCCAUGGCAAACUCUGAUUCCACACAACAGGACUUGUUAUCAUGUUCCAAUUGCUGAUGAGUACUGUCUUUGUAUGGAGAACAAGAUUGAAAUCGAGAAGGAAUAUAAUCAAACAUAUGCGAUCGCCUCAAGAUUAUAUGAAAAAAUGGAGACAGAGAUAACAACAAACUACACCUGUAUACAAGAGACCACGUGGAUUGAAGAGAGAAAUUAUACCUCUGUGUACAAUUUAAACGAGAAGGUGUUGAAUGGAACAGACCCUUACACUGAGUUCUUGAUUUUUGGUGUCAGAGCGUACACGAAGAAGACUAACAGUAGAAAGAAUUUCUUUGUGAACGUACUGGGUCUCUUCAAACAUGAUGUGAAAGACGACUACAACUUUGACAAGAUGUAUCCAUAUGUGACGGAUACAUUGAAGAGUGGUUGUUUAGCUGGAUAUAUGGAGAGAUUCUGCGAAAUGUGUCAUGGUGCUCACUUCUUGACAUCGUAA